AUGUCGUUCUCCUCUCCCUUAUCGCCAGCAGCCCGUAGCGACGGAGCUAACCGUCUUACACGCGAAGAAUACAAGAUCAAAGCACUUGACGGAACCGAGAUAUCUCUAUGGAGAAUUGCUACUCGUACCGCCGCCGCCACUGAGACUCCGAAGCCAGCCCUGAUCCAUAUCUCUAGUGAUCUUCGCUCGGUAAUCCCCGAAGUCAUGGGCCUGGGCCUCGACGCCAUGAACCUCGAUAGGCUCAACCGCGUCAUCACCGAUAGGCUCGGGCCAAAGCCAUUGCACGACGCGGGGGUCGUCCUCUUGACAAUCACACCCCGUCCUGAGCAGCCGUCGCCAUUCUCGGGCCCGGUGGCGGACGCGUAUACGGCCUACGAAUAUGCACUCACUCAUGCCGACGACCUCCGCAUCCAGCCUCACAAGAUUGCCAUGUCGGGUAACUACGCUAGCGGCCCGUUCGCGUGGUCGGCCACCCACAUUGCCAUCAAACUUGGCUUGCCUGCCCCGUGCGGUGUCAUGGCCAUCAACCCACUCUUUCAUCCGGAGGCGAAAUGGGAGACGAAAGUGGGAAAUGAGACACAGUGGUUGACUCCCCUCGACGAACAGCGCGAGCGGGCUGUCCGCCACUGGCUGAAGACAAACUGGGAUGUUGCCUUGCGCCGGAUCGACUUCACCUUGUUUCCCGACAUCGUUCGAAAGUACACGGAACUGUUACAGCUGCCACGCGAGGACCUUAGUCGACUACCCCCCAUGUUCGUGGACGUCCAAUUCCAUUGGGACCGCCCGCGAGAGAUGCUUCAGGCGCGCGAGAUGUUGGCCGAAGCUGGCGUCGAAGUGUUUGGGUUUUACCAUCCGCCGGUAGAGUUGGAGCAGGUUCUCCGGGGGAGCUGGUACAGAGUUCAGAUCCACUCGGUGGAGGAGGAGAGAUGGCAGGCCAAGCGCCGGUUCUUCGAGAGGAUCUGGAAGAAUUGA
This is a messenger RNA of Fonsecaea erecta, 972 nucleotides long. RefSeq lists its product as hypothetical. Bases 1 to 972 code for a protein of 323 amino acids. Gene Ontology annotation, molecular function: hydrolase activity. Lineage: Eukaryota; Fungi; Ascomycota; Eurotiomycetes; Chaetothyriales; Herpotrichiellaceae. The record is from RefSeq and is a predicted model, not a curated record. The transcript has a single exon.